UUAUAUUAUAUUAUAUUAUAUUAUAUUAUAUUAUAUUAUAUUAUAUUAUAUUAUAUUAUAUUAUAUUAUAUUAUAGCCUGUUCAUUUGUGUAAGCUGUGUACUGUCACAUUUUUCUGGUAAAUCAGAAGACAAGUGGUCAUAUUAAAUAGAGUACUGUGCGAAAGUCUACUAGGCCACUAGUAUUUUCACAAAGAAAACAAAAAAAGGCAUUUAUUUGUAUGUUUUGCUGUAGUGUGUCAGUAGGAAAUAUCAGCCAGUGCUCCACACAGAGAUCUGAUCUCGUCAUCAUAAGUUUGUCUGGAAUAACAUGAAGAAACAGAACAAACUGAGACAGACUCAAUCCUGAAGAACUGUGGCAAUGUCUCCAAAACGCUUCAAGAAACCUGCAAAGUACUGUGCAAAGUUUUAGGCACUUGUGUAAAAAUGCUGUAAAGUGACGAUGCCUUCAAAAAUAAUGCCAUAAGUAGAUUUGAUUAAUUAAUUUCUAUUAACUUAACUAAAUUAAACCAACAUUUGGUGUGACCACACUGCGUUAAAAAAGCUUUUAGGUGCACUUGAACAUUGUUUUUCACAUAGCUUUGCAGGCAGGUUUCUUGAAGCGUUUUGGAGACAUUUCCACAGUUCUUCUGGAUUGAGUCUGUCUCAGUUUGUUCUGUUUCUUCAUGUUGUUCCAGACAGACUGAUGAUGACGAGAUCAGAUCUAAGUGUGGAGCAAUGGCUGCUGUCAGACUCCAAAACAAUUGCAGGUGAAAAUACUACUGGCCUAAUACUUUUGCUUUUGCUCAUACUGUACAUAUGAAACACAUGUAAGUAAAUGGAAGGUGUCUUGCCUGACCACUUGUGAACAGAUCACCUAAACAGGCUUUUUUUUUUUGCAGGCAUUAGGAAGCUGCAAUCCAUAAAGAGACUGUGAUGCCUAAAUUUACCAGAUUUGCUGAUUUAUACAUAAUGCUUAUUGACCAAACUAGAUUCAUGAUUAGAUUUGAAUCUGUGCUGUCAGGAUUCCACAGAAAGUUCAGCUACAGUCCUUUUGUGUGGGUUUAUGUUUUUUUAAUAUUUGGUAAUGCUUUUCACUUCUACCGUAAAGCAGUAGGCCCAUCACAUUCAGUGAAAGACUUUCCACAGAUUUGGAAAACAAGCAAUCUUUGAAUGGAGGGCUAUUUGAGUCUGUGUGGCCAGAGAAGUGUUCCUGUAAACCGGAUAGCUCCAAACAUCACGACAGACAAGACUGUAUUUACCUUUUAAACCACUGACCAGAAGAGCACUGGGUCAAAUGACUCUGUCAAUAGAACUUGUAACCUGUGUGACAGUUUCUUUCGUGACAUUUGUGUUCAUCAGAAAAGAUCAAAGUCUUUAGCCCAGUGAUUUUUACAUUUUAUUAAUUUAUUAUUAUUAUUAUUAAGACCUCUCCACACAGUGAUCAGUGUACAAUGUUUGUAUUUAAUAUUACAAUACCAUUUGAUUGAGAAAACCGAGUCAUAUGAAUAAAAGUAGCCUACAGUAGCGUGAUAGAAUUUAAAGUUUAUCCAAAGUGUCAUAUAUAAAGUUCCAAAGUAAUCUAUGCAGGAUUUUUUUUAUGCUCUAAUAUUUAUUCAGAUUUCCUACCUGAAAUCUCCCAUAGUUCAUUGCAAGAACAGAAGCCCAUAGUUCAAAAUGGUCUUUUUCAAUUGCACCAGCAGAUGUCACACUCCACACACCACACACCACUCCAGCCAUACAGCUCUCAAAACUGCCUAAACAAUCCAUUACAAAUAUUCCUCAGAGUUUUGCAUAGGUGUGUUUUAAAGAGCUGUAAUUCAAAUGGACUUAAAUCCUAAAUGUUUAGAACACAUUCACAACUUUUUUUUAAUCAAUUCACAAUUACAUUUAAACACUUGAAACAACUGUGUGUAAUUUCAAAAAUAUUUAAUAUUAAGUAAAACUUUAAAUAUGAAUGCCAUUUAAUAUAAUUCUAUAUUAAACUAAAAUAUUAGAAUGACUUCAUAAUGUGCUGCUGAAAAUUCAGCUUUGAUAUCACAGGAAAAAAAGUACAUUUGAAAUGAUAUAUUUAAACAGAAAAAAAGUUAUUUUAAAUUGUAUUAUUAUUUCACAAUAUUGCUGUUUUUACUGUAUUUUUAGAUACUUCUCAAAAACAUUAAAGAAAUGUUUGACCCAUAAUUUUAAAUCAUGAUAUAUGAUAUUGGCAUAUUUGUUGUUGUUAAAUUAUUGUGACGCUUUAUGGUUUUCAAACUUUAGUGGGAAGCCAUAAGGUGUCAUAAAUCAUUGCAACACCAGAAAACUUUAUUUGUUUCUUUUGAUUUAGCAUCAUUUGUUUGUAGAUGCCACAUGGUUUGGUAUUUUAUAUCUAAAUAUAUCCAAUACAUUCAUGUGCAACUAAAAAAUCCUUUUAGGGGCCACUCUAUACGUUGAGUGAAAUGUUAAAUGAAAUUGCAUGGCCAGCAAACAUGAUUUUUGUUAUGGAUCAAGUUGUCCCAUAUCCCAUCUGAAAACUGAUCAAACACAACAACCAGUUUUCUGUAAGUCAUUCCUCUCUGCUGUGACAGUGUGAGUGAAGUCAUUUGAUCCAGCUGCAGGACACUGGCCAUUUCAUUUAUUAGGGACAACAGUAUGACUGUGAGGUUAAAUGGCCUCUAUUGUUCUGUUGUGCUCUCCACUCACCCACACACACACACACACACACACAGCUGAUGCGACUCUAUCACUACAUGCAUGGUGCGUUUUGCUGGAUCGUGGAAUACAGGGAGGGAGAUGGACAAAAAAAGUUGAAGUGAAAGAUUCAGUCAUCAUUCCUUGUUAUAACACUCCCACAGAUCCAUUCAUCGUCAGCCAAUCGGUGUUCAGCUAACAGGUACUGUGACAGAUACCACACCUAUGACAGGCACCAGCACGUGGAGGAAGAGACGAGAAGGUGGAGAAUACAUUCUAAGAGUACUGGUGUAAGGAAGACGGUCACCAAUUACAAGGAGAACAAGAAAAGCAGGGACUGGUUCAAGAAUUUGAAGGCAAUUCAUGUGGAUGCUUUCGGAAAGGGCACAGAAACUUUAGAUCUGCAAGGAAACAACAAGGACUCGCUGUCUGAGAAGAGGAGAGACGCAGAAUAAAGAGUCUGGAGGAUGGACACAUGGCUGAAUGUAGUCCAGAAGCUUCCGGCCCUGUAUGUCUUGUGCUGUUCUGUAAUCUUCAGGAUCCUUCACAGGUUCCUGCAGACUGUGCCCAGACCCGGGACGGUGAAAGCGGACCCCUGGAGGACGUGGAAAUGGAGAAACCUCUCAGUCUCACUCGUCCACUCACUGCUGACUGGCAUAUGGGCCGUCGCCUGCGUCAUACAGCAUCCUGUGAUGGUGCAUGAAAUCCACUCCACCUACACCCCAUCAGCAUACAUGCUAGUCGUCGUCUCAUCUGGAUACUUCAUUCAGGAUGCUGCUGACAUUAUCUUUAGUGGGUAUGCCAAAGCAUCUUGGGAGUUUUUACUUCACCAUGUUAUGGUGAUCUGGUGUUUCCUGUAUGCUGUGUUCACUCAUCAGUAUGUGGCAGGCGCAGUGGUGGCUUUGUUUGUGGAGGUGAACAGUGUGUUCCUACACACUCGUUUAUUGCUCAAACUGGCUAAGGUGGCCCAGAACUCUUUCAUCUACACCGUCAACAAACUGCUCAAUGUGGUGACCUACGUGACCUUCCGGCUCGGAGCACAGUUUUACCUCACCUGGUACCUCAUACACCACUACUCGACGUUGGAUCAUGCCCUCUACUUCCUGAUAACCAUGAUGCUCAUGAACAUCAUGAUUCUCAUCUAUUUCUACCGCCUCCUCCGAACCGACUUCUUCAGCAAGGGGCGUUCUCGCAGUAGUGCUCGUAAAUUUGCUGAGGACUAAACCAUCAGAGGCUGAUGUCACUCGGUCCUAAACCAAAGACUGCAUUCAAGUGACUGUUAACACAACGUUUAUCUAGAAAAUGCCUGUACAGAAUGAGCAAACCUCACCUGAGAGAGUCUGAUGUGAAUCAGAGACAUUUUAAAAAGUUUUCACUUAUUAGAAUAAAUCUUCAACUCUUCCAAAAUUUUUUACAAGGGUUAAGCCAGUCAUUUAAGGAUCUGUUAGCACAGAUGGGUUUUACACUGCAAUAAGUGAUUUUCAUGGGAAGUGUCUAUGUUCCAGUUCAAAUAUCAAGACAUUUUUACAUUAAGAAACAUUUACUUAAGCAAAAACAUGACCUUACUUUAAAAUGAAAAUGUACAAAGAUUUACUCACCUUUUGGUUAUCCAGGAUGUAGAUACAUUUGUUCCUUCAUUGGAACAUAUUUGGAGAAAUGUAGCAUUACCUUUCAUUCAUGAAUCCUCUUCAGUGAAUGGGUGCCAACAGACAGCAGAAUAAGAGUUUUCAGCUGAUAAAAACAUCAGAAUAUUCUGCCAGUAAUCCAUACGACUCCAAUCUAUUAAUUAAUGUCUUGUGAAGCAAAAAGGCUGCGUUUGUAAGAAACAUCCAUCAAGGCAUUUUAAACUGUUCCUUCUGCCCAAAAUACAAGCCCUCUAUCCAUAAUAAUGCUUCCUCCAAAUAAAAAGACAUUCUCAUUGUCCUCUCACAUCAAAAUCCACUGACAAAUUUGUUUAGAACAGUUUUGGAUUGUUUUCACAAUUGUUGAUCUGUGCAUAUUUCGCUCCUGAUUCACACAAAAUGACUUGUUGACCGGAGAAAGCAAUGAUAGAGGAUUUGCAUUGAAGCCAGAAGCAUCAAGUUGAAAUUAAAAAAUUGACUUGAUGAAUUUACUACAAUCACAAUUCUCUCCAAAUCUGUUUCGUUGACAGUACAAACUCAUUUAUAUCUUGGAUAUCCUAAGUAGAUUUGAGCUAAUUUGCAUUUUUCCGUUAACUAUUCCUUUUAAUAUUGUUAAAUCUGUUUUUCUCAAAAAAUAAAGAAAAACAAAUCUAAUUUAAUCAAAGUAAAAACAGAAAACAAUUUUGCCAGUGGGAUUAGUUCAUAUCACCAUUGGCAGAUAUUUUUUCACAAAAAAAACAUUUGAAAUAUGUAACUAGUGAAAUUUGCUUUUACCUGUAUAUCAAUAAUUUUUCAGUCAUUAAUAAUGGAAAACAACAUUUAACUAUACCAGUGAUCCUCAAAUCUGGCUCGCGAGAUCCACUUUCCUGCGAAGUUUAGCUCUAACCCUAAUCAAACACGCAUGGGUUUGCUAAUCAUUGUCUUCAGGAUCAUUAGAAAAUCACAGGCAGGUGUGUUUAAUUGGAGUCGGAACUAAACUCUGCAGGAAACUGGAUCUCGCGAGCCAGAUUUGAGGAUCACUAAACUAUACUAAGCAGGGGUGAUGUUGAACCCAUAUAGGAAGCAGUGUAGUAAAUUGACAUCUAGGAAAUGACACCUUUUGUGAUGUAAAACCAUGUCAAUGACUUAUUAUAUGAAACAUUUUCCCAAAAAAUAGUGACUACACAUAAAGUGUGUCAGAUUAUACUAUUAAGAAAUUAAAUCAAGCUUUGCAUCCAAAUACAGAAACUACAUCGGCCUCAUACAUUUCUAUUUCAGCCUCAUCAACAGAUAUGCAACCUUCAAAGACAAUUCAAUUACUUGUCUUAAUGUGUUAGACGUGAUGCUGCUUCAGCAACACAUCUACCUCAGUACUGCAACACUUCAUUAAUUCCCUGAAACCAGUGGUACAAGAUUUAGUUCACUGAAAGGAUGUACAUUAGCUUUUUUUUAUUUUUAAUAAAAGUUUAACAUGUGAAAAGGUUAAUACUGCUUUAUUAAACGAGAAUAUUAAUUAUUUCCUGGCCUUUUAUGACUAUUUACAGGAUAAUGCCAUGUCCAAUAAGACUUUGUUAUAGGGAGUCUUCUACCUUUUUCAGACUGAGAAUCCCUUUGUGGAGAAUGAACUGCUUUAAGUCUAACCUAUAAUAUAUAUUUGUUAUAUUUAUUAUGGUAUUCAUACAGAGCCUGGUAUAACAAAAUUGAGCAAGCUUAGCUUUGGCUCACAUUAAUAAUGCAUUUUAUUUAACAUGUUUCAGUUUGAGAUUUUCAGUUUUCAUUUCACCUGUAAAAAAUGUAACAAUUUGUUUAAUUACAAUUAUUCAGAAAUACUGAAUAAUACACAUCUGCUGUGAUUAAAAUUUUAAUAUUAA
This is a messenger RNA of Carassius gibelio (silver crucian carp), 6119 nucleotides long. RefSeq names its product TLC domain-containing protein 1-like. The transcript is spliced from 4 exons. The coding region runs from base 3115 to 3870 and encodes 251 amino acids. Gene Ontology annotation, cellular component: plasma membrane. Gene Ontology annotation, biological process: regulation of membrane lipid distribution; phospholipid homeostasis; plasma membrane organization. The record is from RefSeq and is a predicted model, not a curated record. Lineage: Eukaryota; Metazoa; Chordata; Actinopteri; Cypriniformes; Cyprinidae.